GGGUGGGCAAUCAGCAGUGGAAGUUUGACACUGUUAGUGUGAACAACAGACCACAGAAAGAGAGAGCACUGCUACCUGCCCCCAAGCUGUUUGUGUGCGUGUGUGUGACUGCUGGCUCCAAGGGCACGGUGGCAGGGGCCGGUGCAUGGCAGUGGGGGGGCCGAGCGGCGUCCGCUCCUCAGCAGAGGACAGGCUGGGGGUCGGCCUGGGGACUGGGGCUGGGCCUGGGCUUGGGCUGGACCGCCUGGGCCAGGACGCAGAGAGUAGGAGAACCGAGACCCUGGGGGCCAGUUGGCAUUGGAAUCGGGGUAGGAGAUCGGGGGUCCCGGACAGGCCCGGGGGGCAUGCGUUGCUCUCUGCGCGUGUGGGUGCUGCUGGGGUCACUGGCUCUCCUCUUCCUCACCUCGCUGCUCUUCUCGCUCUCUUUGAGAGGGGGUCCCGGCCUGCCCUACCUGGACCCAGGGAACGGCUGGGAAGAGUCACGCAGGGUGAAGCUGGUUCCCAACUAUGCCGGAUCCCACAAGCCGGUUCCAGCUGAGGGCAGCCAGCCGAAAACAUGUGCCUGCGUUCGGUGUGUGGGCGACCCGGGCGUGUCCGACUGGUUUGAUGAGAAUUAUGACCCGGACAUCUCGCCUGUCUGGACAAGGGACAACAUCCAGCUGCCUUCAGACGUCUACUACUGGUGGGUGAUGCUGCAGCCUCAGUUUAAGCCCCACAGCAUCCAGCAGGUGCUCCUGAGGCUGUUCCAGGUUAUCCCAGGCCGCUCGCCGUAUGGCUCGUGGGACCCCGCCCGCUGCCUGCGCUGUGCUGUUGUUGGCAACUCAGGCAACCUCCGGGGGACUGGCUAUGGGCCAGUGAUUGACGGCCACAACUACAUCAUGAGGAUAAACCUGGCUCCCACAGUGGGGUACGAGGAGGACGUGGGCAGCCACACCACCCACCACUUCAUGUACCCGGAAAGUGCCAAGAACCUGGCUACCAAUGUCAGCUUUGUUCUAGUGCCCUUCAAGACUCUGGACCUGCUCUGGAUCACCAGCGCCCUCUCCACCGGCCAGAUUCGCUUUACCUAUGCCCCAGUGAAGCAGUUUUUGCGUGUGGACAAGGAUAAGGUUCAGAUCUUCAAUCCUGCGUUCUUCAAGUACAUCCACGACCGCUGGACAAGGCACCAUGGACGCUACCCUUCCACAGGCAUGCUGGUCCUCUUCUUUGCCCUACAUGUGUGUGACGAGGUGAAUGUAUUUGGCUUUGGAGCAGACAGCCGAGGCAACUGGCACCACUACUGGGAGCAGAACCGCUACUCAGGAGAGUUUCGUAAAACAGGCGUCCACGAUGCAGAUUACGAGGCCCAGAUCAUAGACCGGCUUGCCAAGGCUGGCAAAAUCACCGUCUUUCCUGGAAAAUGAAAUCCUAGAGAAGGUGUGAAGGGGGGGUUGAACUCAACAACCUUUCAGUCCCAGCUCCAGCUGACUUUGUUUUACGUUUGUGUACUAUCUACUAGUGCUUUCUGAUUGGAAACAGUCCUGACGAAUGAUUCGGGACUACUCCUCACGGAUGGCCAAUCCUGAUUGGUCAGGAUAUAAGCCCUCCUCCUUUUUACUGGCGGUGUCGUGAGAAGGCAGUUAUAACCGUUCCUUUCAGGCCUACCUCAACCAGGACAAUGAAUCGCUGAUGGAGGAACACUGAUGGCGUCCUCCCUUCUUAAACCAGCGGGUUGGGUUUCAGCGUUAGGGGCUGGUAAAGCCAGCUCACGUUCACCAGAAGGACUGCACAGAGAAAGCUAGCACAGAAAACACCACAGUAUGUAAUCAAACUUAAUGCUUGUCAAUCAUCCAAGCCAUGCCUGCCUCUCGUGUGCUGAGCCAGUGAAGCAGGAAGAUGAAGUGGAGGGUGUGAUCAACCAAUAGUGACCGCUGUGCUAGUGCUACAGUCUUCAGUGGUUCAGGCGGGAAUGGGCAGUCACAACCCGCUCGCCAUCCACACUGUGCUGCAUUGCAGCAGGUAGAGACCUUGUGUCAACAGGGGGUGCACUUAAGCAAGUGGAAGUUUACAAGAAGUGUUUUAAGUUUGUAGUUUUAAACAUUUUACCAGUAUGUUUUAUCGUGUUAAAGGGUCAGUGUGACCCCACAUCACUGUGCUCUGAAACCCGUUGGACAGAUGUUAGCCAUUACUAUGUUUGUUGAAUUAUUAUAACGGGUCUUGCCACACAGUAUUAAGUCAUUUGAUCGAUCAUUUUGAGGGGAACUGAAGUUCACACUUACACUCACUAGUGCAGGCUUAACAGAAACCACUUAAGUAGUCCAGUGUGCUCACAUACACAGUCUGUGUUUAGACGUACAAUGAAGUCAAGCAGUAUUACUCACUCAGAAUUUGUUUACUGUCUUCUGAGGUAGAGCUGAAAUAUCACUGAGCCAGUGUGUUUUACUGACAAAGAUAAUGGAGUACCAUCUGCUGCCACCUCGUGUCCACUGAGGGACACUACCUUGCUAAGGAGCAUGAACAAAAACAUUUUUCAGUGGUAAAUCCAGGGUUGGAAUUCCAAAGAUGUUUGGAAAAAUCCAUGUAUUUAGUGCUUUGCUGUGAAAUGCUUCAUCACAGAGAAAUCUAAUGACUCCUGAUUUCUUUACAGUGGGGUGGGAUAGGAACCAAAGGUCAACAAACUAAAUCAAAUGCCAUGCAUCUGCACAAGUAUAACUAUUAUACUUGCUGUCAAAAAAACACCAGUCAAUAAAACAACACAUGUCCUGAGUUCUUUUUCUGUAUACACAUUUGAUCAUGGUAAAAUUUUUUAUAUAUGGGCAUUGUUUUGCCUAGCAAGUCCCCUGCAUGUUCUUUUCCACACUACAAAAAUGCAUCAAAACAGUGUUUCAAGCAUCAGACACUGUAUUGUAGCCCUUAUAUGUAUCAAUUUUAUAAAAAGGAACUUUUAGAGGCAUUACAUAUCUGGCUUUGGACAUCUAGUUCCAAUCACCCCGCUGUGAACAAUUCUGACUGGUAGAAUUCUCUAAGAACUAAGCAUUUCACAUCAACCCACUCAGAAUCACUUUGGCUGUGUCCCAAUUGUGUACUAUACACUAAUACUAUAUGGUAAAUACUAUAUACUAAUCUUAAUAGUGUGAGAUCGGCAUCUUAAUACAUGCUACCCUGUUUUGUACCAACAAAAUAAAAAAAGCUAUUGCUGCUAAACUUGUUACACGUUGUUAUCCGCGUCCAAAAGCCUAGGCUGCAUUUCUCAGCUACUGUGUAUUAUUUAAAGGCUGUCCUACAGUAAAGGAUCCUUGGUAUACAGCUGAGAAAUGCAGCUGAUUUUCAGAGCCUUUUCGUUGAACAAUUCUCUGUGCACAUAAACACAAAGAAAAGGAAAAAGGUACCACAAAAACUGAAUAAAAAAGAAGCAGUUUGUUUUAAAAUGUUUUUUUUAUUAGAAUAAUUAAUGAAAAAUUGAAAAUGUAUGCAAGUUUUGCACCCAAAAGGCCUUGUUACUGAGUGUUUAUUGGACAGUCCUACCAAGGGUCCGCCCUACCUCAACUGCAUCCUAGGCUUUGUAACGCAGCUAUUGUUCCAGAUGUAAGUAUUGCCAAUGUUUCAGUGUAGUAUUGCUUGUCAGAUCUUUAAUAUUGUGGAUAUUUGAGUACUGAGUAUUUAACUUUGACACUCUAAUCCAUACUACACACUUCAUAUUCAAAACUUGUUAGUAUUAGCAAUUUGUAUGCCACUGGGACACACCCAUUUUGUAUAUCCUAACUGUUAAUUUAUGUAAUUGGAUUAAUAUGUUAAAAUCUAUGGAAUUUCCCCUUUAAUUGUACUUUGAAAAGCUCACACUGCUCCACAUUGAGGAGAUUUGGAGACUGGCAGCAUCACUAUGUGGUCUCCUGUCACAUUUCUUACAUUUCUCGUAACAUUACUGUGACAGAUAGCUUAGACUCAGACUUUGUGCAGCAUGUCAGAGUGUAGCAUUAAACUGUGUGUCAGUGCCAUUUGGUAUUUAGGAAAGAUUCAUAGCUGCAUUUGGAAUCAAUGCGAUGAUUCAAUUUGUGACGGUUAUUUGUUUUAUUUUUGACAAUGGGGUUCAUCUCCCUGAAUCUGCCACAGCUUUUGCUUCUUUAGAGACUCUGAGACAACAAAAAAUUCUGGACUGAUUUAGGCAGUAGUUAAGCAGUCUUAUGGAAAAGUUUAGAGUGUAUAGAAUUUGUUCGCUUAGUUUCAUUUAGAAAAUCAGCAAAGUGUGCCAUUGGACUAGUGGUGCCCAUACUUUUGCUUAAGAAAACAUGUCCAGUGAAGCCUGACGUCGUGGGCAGCCCUGGUCAGAUUUUAUGUUUCUGUGAACAAAGCAAGUAAAAUAUAAUUUGAAUUGAGUUAAGAAAGAAAUGUGUUUUACACUUUAAGCAAGAACACUUUUUUUUUUUCCUUUGACAAAUUCAAAAUAAAAGGAUAAGGUUUAGGCAUCCUUGCGUAUUUGAGCUGGUGGUGCUAAUCUAAAGGUAAAACAAAGAGUUUAGCUAAGUGAGGAAACUAAUAUUUGCAUCCAAUUUUAUCCUAACUGGACAAUUCAGCCAAGUGGUCACACAGAGGCAACAAAGAUAUAUAUUGUUAUAAUUCUGCCAAUCAACAAAAAAUUAUUUAUAUUAUUACUUUUAGAGGUAACAGGAAAUUUGAGAAUUUUAAUUGUAUUUUUUUUCAGUCUAAAAAUUUUCAAAACAAGAUUAAUAGAUCAAUCUAUUUGACAGCAGUUGAUUUUUUGUGCACGCACCUAUUCACAGUAACAGGAAUUUUGACAAGGAGUACCCAAACUACUAUUUCAUGCCACUGUGGAUAUAUCUAUAUUAUUUUAACCAUCACUUAUGUUUUAUUUGUUUUCUAUUUAAGUACGUAGAGCAGUGUUGUGUGGAAGGGAAGAGGGUGGCAGGGAGGUACAUGCUUUCUGCUUUGGCAUAGUCCAUGUUUUCAGGUGCAGUAGAACCUGUUUUGUAACGUAGACAUAUCAGCUGUUUCCAGUAGUGUGGAAAACAUGCGCAGAUACACACGCACACACUUUCUCACAUAUGCUUGCGUGCCUUGUCCUGGCUAUGGCCACAUCCUCCCUGCAGUGCAACAGAAACCUCAUGUUCAGUGUAGGCACAUAGUUCUUUAAGCCAUGUUCUCGUUCUCACACACGAUUGGUGGUCAGAUGUUCUCCAAGGUUCCAUCCCAGUUCUCAAGCAGGGCAAAAUUUGCGCAAAAGAUCAAACACACACACACACACUCCUCUGUGAGGAUUUCGUUAAUAUUGCGCUUCACAUUAGGCGUGUCCUCCCCUCCUUAAAGCUUGUGCAACUCUCAUCCAUCACUGCUGAGCACUGUGCCUUCAGGACCAGGGUGAAAUCCCUCCCACCCUGUCCUCUCACCUCUUCCCUUUUCAUUCACUUGCAAGAAACCCAUCAUGGCCGCACAAAUCUAACCUCUGUUGAUUCUUCAUUCACAAUCCAUAUCUGAGGAGAAAGAAGUAUAGUUGGGAUGUAUGGUGAGAUCAAAGAACCUGUGAGAUGUUGGGAAGACUAAACUGCAGUCCAUCACCAAAGAAUCCCAUUAUCUAUACCUUUUAAUUUGAUACCUUCUUAUUAAUCUGGUUUUAUAAAGAUAAACAACUUUACUAGUAUGAAAAAAAGACAAGGGAAAAAAAAUCUUGUUUUUGAGAGUGCAAAGAAGAUCCAAAUACACAGAUUGUCAAAAAAAUAGUUGCACCUCGAUAGAAUAGACCAAUAGGAAGCAAACUGGUGAGUAGUUGUGCCAGUUAUGACAGCAUAAAGUGACUCCGAAUGUGGAGGUACUGUGAUCAGUUCUAUGAUCAAUGGUUUGCUGUCACUCAUCCAGAUAGCCUGGGGUCUUGAUGUUGGAUGCAAUUUCGUACAAUACCAGUUCUGCUUUGGUCACAAUUAGGCACCUUGACAGUCCAAUUUAACAUUAAAAAGGUCCUGCAACAAAUGGCUCUACUUUUCUCAUUGCACACUCCGGUAUGCAUUUUCAACAGGACAAUGCUCAUCCACAUACAGCUGCUGUCUCAAGAGCUUGCCUUGGCCAGCAUCAUUACAUGCGAGGACGUCUGGCACGUCACACUACACAUGCAUUACACCCUACUUCUGUAUGUGUAGAUUAAAAAAUAUGACCCAGGAUGCUCAUAUCCAUCUACAUUUAUAAAUCACUUAUUGUUCCUGGUAAUCUUUAUCUUAAAUCCAAAUAGCAUUGCAAUCAAGCACGUCCUUUCUGGGUGCAACUAUUUCUUUGACAAUUAGUGUAAAAAGCGAGGAGAACCAAAUUGAUGUUUUUCCUCUAAAAAAAAAUGUAAUAAAGCAGGGCUGCUGUGAUUGGGUGACAAGGCUGGAACACAGUCCAUUUCACCAAUGGCACAUCAAAAUCACUUUGACCCGUCUUUAAGUACUGACGUCCACCUGCACUGUUGGUGAUAUUCCUAUCUCACGCUUUAAUAUUCUUCACAUCAGGGGCCUACAGAUCUGUGCCUGACUCCUUCCAAGAGGGGAAAAGCACUUUUCUCUCUUUCCUUUUUAUCGACAGGGUUGCAGUAGGCCAGUAGUUUGGAAGGUUAAUGGAAGCAUGACUGAUGUUUUCACUUAUGGAUCGUUGUGUUUUUUUUUUGUUGAGGGAAAAGCUCUGACCGAUUCCACCACCCACAUCUUUGACACAGAGGGCCUCUCUUUCAGCUCUAGAGGUCCACAAGCAAACCAGUUAUCCACCGACAACACAGACUGUACAUAUUCUCCUGGUAUUUUACUGCGCUUCUAAACAAAACUCCUCCUCAUUAGUGGUGUAGUGACCAUCGAUGGGUCAGUGCUCUUUUUCCUUCAUUUUCCAAUUUCAAUCUCUGUGUGUAAUUAUGGACUGUUUUUAUCUUAUGCUAUUGUAAGAAAUAAAUGCAAAUUUAAAAAAAGGCA
Messenger RNA from Astyanax mexicanus (Mexican tetra), 6923 nucleotides. It is a transcript of the gene st3gal2, whose product is annotated as ST3 beta-galactoside alpha-2,3-sialyltransferase 2. The coding region runs from base 345 to 1403 and encodes 352 amino acids. The transcript is spliced from 6 exons. Gene Ontology annotation, molecular function: beta-galactoside (CMP) alpha-2,3-sialyltransferase activity. The record is from RefSeq and is a predicted model, not a curated record. NCBI's taxonomy places the organism in Eukaryota, Metazoa, Chordata, Actinopteri, Characiformes, Acestrorhamphidae.